AUGGCUACCUUUACCCUUGCAGCCGAGCUGCGCGUGCUGCGCGUGCCACACGCGCUGCCACACGCGCAGCACCUUCCUGGGCCGUCGCAGCGGCUGGUUGGAGGUGUCACCACAGUUCCCGAUUCAUCCAGGGGAUUUGGCCGAACAGCUGGAGCAGUAUUCGCCUUAGCUGUGGGCCAGAGCCUUCGCGCUUCGCGCAGAAAGUGCAGGACGCCACGUGCUGUGCUGGCGGAUGGCAGCAACGAAGAGGGCGAGGCAGUAGCGCCCAUCACCUUUGGAUUGGAUGAAGUUGAAGACAUCGUCCUGUACCAGCAGGAGUUCUCCCCACCUUGUGUGAAGUUGAGGACGAUGUUCAAGUAUUACAACUUGCCCUUCAGAGUCGUCAAUGGUCGACAUCCCACCUCAGAUUACAAAAAGAUCCCAGUGCUGGAGAUCAACAACCGUCAAAUCAACGACUCCCAUGUCAUCGUGAAGACGGUGGUGCCUUGGUUCACUGGAAGGCCCAUGACGGAAAAGGAGAUGAUGUGGGAGAAGCGUAUCACCUAUGAAUUCCAACCGGCCUUCGAAGUGGAACUCCUGGGGAACGAGCGCGACGUGGCGAUGAUUUGGACGCGCGCCACUAACUUCAUCGGGGGCUGGCAGCGAGGGAUCAUCGGCAUCCUUUCGCCCAUCCUGAAGCUGGUGGUGGAGGCCCUCUUCAAAUCGCGCUACCCCGAGAUGGAGUUGCCGAGUUCCAACUUCGGUUUGGAGUUCCGCCGCGCCCUCGGGGACCAAGCGUUCUUCCAUGGAGAACAGCCUGGCCCGGUGGAUUUGAGUCUCUACGGAACUUAUGCCGCUUUCAACGGAUGUAGUGCUACGGUACGCUUUCUACAAGCGAGCAAACUGGAGGAGUGGCACGAGCGAAUGGAGGCCCUGAACGUUGCGGACGUGGAGCAGCCAAAGGUCUAUGCAAUGCGGUGA
Cladocopium goreaui is the source of this 960-nucleotide messenger RNA. The record is from the annotation of a GenBank genome assembly. NCBI's taxonomy places the organism in Eukaryota, Dinophyceae, Suessiales, Symbiodiniaceae.